AUGGCCGACCGGCACGAGAGUCCUGUGCCGGAUGAUCUGACACAGGAGGAGGCGAGCCGGAUCAUCCACUCGCACCGGAAAGUUCGAUAUGGAACCGCGUGCUGGCCGUGUCGUCAACGCAAAGUAAAGUGCGACAACAAGCAUCCGUGCGAGAACUGUGUGAAGCGCGACCACGCUCAGCUGUGCUCGUACAAGCCGAACCGGCCCUCGUCCUCGGCCAAGAAUACAUCGACGACAGCACCGUCUGAGGAGAGUCACCCGACCAAUGUGCCCAAGAAGCGGCCCUUCUCGCCCGACGAAAGCGACGGUCGGCGCACCAGUCGCGAGCCUUCGACCGGCAGCCCUAUCCGGGUCGACGCCGAUAUAAACGAGGUCUCCCGCUACCUGGGACAGAACAGCAUCCCGGCCCUGCUGCGAGAGCAAGGCACGCCGAACCACCAGGAAGAGGGGGUUGAAUACAUUCGGCAAGACAUGCGGUCCAUACUGGGGCUCGAUAACUCGGCCCCCUUCCCACUCAUGUCGUCGCGACAUCUGGACAAGCUGACGCUGGACAUCUCGUCCGAGCUCCCGUCUGACAGGGAGGUGAUGAAGCUCUUUGGCGCAUACAAGGAAAUUCCGCAUCCCUUCUGGGGCUUUGUGCUCGACAUCGACGACCUCGAGACCAAGCUUAUGGUAUAUCUGGAAGAGCGGGCAAAGAAUGCAAAAACGUUGUCGAAACCCACGAAACCCGUGUCGGCCUCCUGGCUGGCCAUACUCUUCUCGGUCAUGGCAGUUGGGUCGCAGUACCACGAUUCUCCAUAUCACAUCCGCACCCGUGACUCGCAGAAGUACAUUCAGAUCUCGUUUCACUUCCUGCGUCUCGGCAACUUUCUCCUCAGGUACGAGUCAUCCCUCUCGCGUGGCAACAGCAAGCCGUUCGUGCUGACAAGCAGGCCCAAUCUCGACUCCAUCCAGGCAUUGCUGAUGACGGGCUUUGUCCUGUUGAACGACAUGAAAGCAGAGGCUUCAUGGGCCCUACUUGGGCUCACGACCCGCCUUGCUCAGUCGCUGGGCCUUGACCGCGUGCAGAAUCUGGACGGCCGGGAGAGUCCGGCUCAACAGAAGAGGGAUCUUCUGCGAAGAACCCUAUGGUGGACGAUUGUGUGGCACGACUGUCUGACUUCACUGUCGUUUGACCGUCCGAUACCGCUCGGCCCGACGCCAUCCGCCGGCUGGAACUACCUGCAAGGAAUGUACCACUUGUGCCAGCUCAUUGGCAAGCGAUUGAGCCCAGAGGUGGCGGCAUCGGCAAGCUACACCCAGAUCUUGGACAACUGCAAGGAGGCGGAAGAGAUUCGGAGUAAGAUGAUCCCGCAGCUUCGCACAAAGGAGGCGUGUCGGUCUGCCCUCGACCGGCUGCACUACUUUGCCAUUCGUCUACACACUUCCUUUGUCGUGUCGGUCUGCUGCCGGCCAGCACUUCGGCGCAGCGACAGCAACCGACUCACGACUGAGCAGAAGACAUUCCUAGCGGAGAAAUGCAAGGAGAACCUGACGGAAACAGUGAGAAUGUUUCUGUCGAUGCACCAGUUGUCUGUAAUCCCGACACGAUCGUGGGCGUUUACGUACCAUGGGCUGUCCUCAGCAGUGCUUCUGGGCAUUUUAGGCGAGACCACGGCUGAUCUGGAAGUGCGCGGCCUGCAGGGUGACCUGAUCAACGCGCUCUCUGCUACGGCAGCCAAGGACAAGAAGUCGCCCCCAGUCUACAUCCACCGAACAGACCGCGACAUUGAGCUGUCCGGCCCUUUGUCUCGUGCUCUUGCGGCGCUCAAGAACAUCUACAAUCACGGGUCGAUUGCGGGCCAAACGACCAAAAACAACGACGGCAGUGGCAGCCUCUUGGCAGCCAAGAGCCUGAGUGGCAUUUCGACGGCCACGAGCAUAGGAACACCAUUGAUAUCCCACGGACAGCUUCUCCCCGGAGCAGUAGCGCCAGACGGAAAAGCGGCCAUUUCACUGAGCGGAGGACACACAAGUUUGGACCCGCACCAGGACGCCGCCCUGGCCAUGGCAGAGAUGCAGAACGGCGGGCUAGAUCUCGGCAUGUUCCCUCUGAUCCAGCAACAGGGAUCAGGAGACACGUUCCCCGACCUGAGCCACAUCGACCCUUCCACAUACAUGUCCCCAAUGGAUCUGUAUGAUCAGAUUUUCUGGGGUGAGCAGCAGUGGGAGAGUAUUUGCGAGGGUCUUUUCAUGGCUAACGGAGACGCAGAAAACCCGGAACAAUGGAAUAUGGAGCAAGACUCGAUGAACUUUGACUUUAUUGCUCAGCCGCCACCCGGACAGUCGCAGCAGCAAUUCUACUUCUGA
Messenger RNA from Grosmannia clavigera kw1407, 2349 nucleotides. Its product is annotated as c6 zinc finger domain containing protein. The record is from RefSeq and is a predicted model, not a curated record. Bases 1 to 2349 code for a protein of 782 amino acids. Gene Ontology annotation, biological process: DNA-templated transcription; regulation of DNA-templated transcription. The transcript is spliced from 7 exons. Gene Ontology annotation, molecular function: carboxy-lyase activity; zinc ion binding; DNA binding. NCBI's taxonomy places the organism in Eukaryota, Fungi, Ascomycota, Sordariomycetes, Ophiostomatales, Ophiostomataceae.